Messenger RNA from Adineta ricciae, 582 nucleotides. NCBI's taxonomy places the organism in Eukaryota, Metazoa, Rotifera, Eurotatoria, Adinetida, Adinetidae. The record is from the annotation of a GenBank genome assembly.
AUGGACGAUGAAAGUCACAAUAUUUUUGAUGUGUUGGAUUCGCCAUCCACGAAUGAAGUAGCACAAACGACGUCAAAACCAGCUAAAAUGUCUUCAUUGCGUCGUUCUCAUAUUCCCUUGAUGAAUGCAAACAAUGGGUCACAUUCUUCUACCCAAAGAUCAUCAUCAAAGAGAAAACGCCGGCAAACAGGACGAGGAAAUCGAGUGCUUCAAGGUCUUGGUUUUGUGAAUCCUGGUCCGAAAAACUUAGUAAACGUCGCUAAUGUUCCAGCAAGACGUCUGAAAACACGACAGCCAACAGCACAAGACAAACCAAAUUCAAUUAAACCAUUGUACGAUAACUCAGGUCUUUUACUUUGUGAUCAAACUGAUCGAUGUGAUUGUAAUCGUUCGACAUGUUCCGGUUGCUUCAUACCUUGUACAUCAUGCCAAUCUUCCAAAUGUGGAUUAGAAUGUCGAAAUCUUCGAACAUUAUUGCUCAACUUAUCGAUGGCUUGUUUUUUUGUACAUAUCACUAAUUGUUCUGACAUAUGUUUGUGUCUAUGUUUUGUUUUCUUCUGCAUACAGCGAAAUAGUUCUUAA